This is a messenger RNA of Haliotis rubra (blacklip abalone), 858 nucleotides long. RefSeq lists its product as uncharacterized. Bases 163 to 858 code for a protein of 231 amino acids. Lineage: Eukaryota; Metazoa; Mollusca; Gastropoda; Lepetellida; Haliotidae. The transcript is spliced from 5 exons. The record is from RefSeq and is a predicted model, not a curated record.
CUCCGUGCAAUUCACAAUGGUUGAGACACACCACAAAUAUAGACUAAACACCGCGCCAGUCACGAGAAUUAGGACACAUCACGGAGAAAUACUAAACACCGUUACACCAAGUCAGUCAAGAGAAUUGAGACAAACCACGGAUAAAGACUGACUCCAGGCGAGAUGCCCUUACACCCAGCACACGGCGUUCUCUUGACCUUCGUCUUUCUGUUGUUGACCAUACCUCUGGCCUCCUCGUAUUACUAUGUAGUCGAGCACCGACGCAACUGGGCAGGAGGUCUGAGGAAGUGUGAGCAGAAUGGAAUGAAAUACCUUGACGCCCGGUCUCCACAGGCGGCUGAGGAAGCAAGUCGGUACUUGGGAAAAUUCAAGACUUGGAAGUACUGGUCAAGUCUGCAAUACGACUAUAGGACAGCGUCCUUUCUGUGGGAGGGAUCGAACGAGACAGUCGACGUUUAUGAACUUCAGUGGGAGAGGGGGGAGCCAGAUCUCUCCUCCAACUACGAGUGUGUCACCUUCACACUUGAGGAAAAUAACGCGGUGUUCAAAAUGGCAAACUGUUCACACUCCAAGGCUGUCGCUUGUGAGGGGGGCGAACUACAGGCCCCUGACGGAUUCCGCAGUUUUUCCAAAGGAAAGAGACAGAAGGAAUUCUGUGAACCAAAUCAUGCAGGCACUCCCAUGUGCACCUUUUACCAGGGCCAUAAGUGGGAGGUCGAGCUCCUGAAAGUGGAGCCAGCUGAAGCAGAGGAAGACUGUGCUCUCCUGUGUAUGGGGAUGUCGGAGUGUGUCCAUUUCAACUACAUCCGGAAAUCCGCCAUGGUCGGAACAUGUCUCAUCCACGGGAAACUGUCUUAG